This is a messenger RNA of Manacus vitellinus (golden-collared manakin), 3478 nucleotides long. It is a transcript of the gene AGO2, whose product is annotated as argonaute RISC catalytic component 2. Gene Ontology annotation, biological process: regulation of DNA-templated transcription; regulatory ncRNA-mediated gene silencing. Gene Ontology annotation, cellular component: RISC complex. The coding region runs from base 1 to 2595 and encodes 864 amino acids. Gene Ontology annotation, molecular function: RNA binding; endoribonuclease activity, cleaving siRNA-paired mRNA; protein binding. Lineage: Eukaryota; Metazoa; Chordata; Aves; Passeriformes; Pipridae. The transcript has 18 exons. The record is from RefSeq and is a predicted model, not a curated record.
AUGGCUAAGCUGUGCUUUCUCUCUGUUUCAGUGCUCACACCUCCUCCACCGUUGCCACCACCAAUACAGGGAUAUGCCUUUAAACCACCUCCUCGACCAGAUUUUGGCACUUCUGGGAGAACAAUCAAACUGCAGGCCAACUUCUUUGAAAUGGACAUUCCUAAAAUAGAUAUCUACCAUUAUGAAUUGGAUAUAAAGCCAGAAAAAUGCCCUAGAAGAGUUAACAGAGAAAUAGUGGAGCAUAUGGUUCAGCACUUUAAAACCCAGAUUUUUGGGGACCGCAAACCAGUGUUUGAUGGAAGAAAAAACCUUUACACAGCUAUGCCACUUCCCAUCGGGAGAGAUAAACAGGUGGAGCUGGAGGUCACGCUGCCAGGAGAAGGAAAGGACAGAAUAUUUAAGGUGGCUAUAAAGUGGAUGUCCUGUGUGAGUUUGCAGGCUUUACAUGAUGCUCUUUCUGGCCGGCUGCCAAGUGUCCCGUUUGAGACCAUCCAGGCACUGGAUGUAGUGAUGAGGCACUUGCCUUCCAUGAGGUAUACUCCCGUGGGGAGAUCUUUUUUUACAGCAUCAGAAGGGUGCUCAAAUCCUUUGGGUGGUGGCAGGGAGGUUUGGUUUGGCUUCCAUCAGUCAGUCAGACCUUCAUUGUGGAAAAUGAUGUUAAAUAUUGAUGUGUCUGCAACUGCAUUUUACAAAGCACAGCCAGUGAUUGAGUUCGUAUGUGAAGUUCUGGACUUCAAAAGUAUUGAAGAACAACAAAAACCUCUGACAGAUUCCCAAAGGGUAAAGUUUACCAAAGAAAUAAAAGGUCUAAAGGUGGAGAUAACACACUGUGGACAAAUGAAAAGGAAGUACAGAGUGUGCAAUGUCACCAGACGACCAGCAAGCCACCAAACAUUCCCACUUCAGCAGGAGAAUGGACAAACAGUUGAAUGCACUGUAGCUCAGUAUUUCAAGGACAGGCAUAAAUUAGUUUUACGCUAUCCUCACCUUCCAUGUUUACAAGUUGGACAGGAGCAGAAACACACAUACCUUCCUCUGGAGGUGUGCAACAUAGUGGCAGGACAAAGAUGCAUAAAGAAACUCACUGACAAUCAAACUUCCACUAUGAUUCGAGCCACUGCCAGAUCAGCACCGGACCGUCAAGAGGAGAUCAGCAAGUUGAUGCGGAGUGCAAGUUUUAACACCGACCCUUACGUUCGGGAAUUUGGGAUAAUGGUCAAAGAUGAAAUGACGGAUGUGACCGGCAGAGUCCUCCAGCCUCCCUCAAUCCUCUAUGGAGGCAGGAAUAAAGCAAUUGCUACACCAGUUCAAGGAGUCUGGGACAUGAGGAAUAAACAGUUUCACACUGGGAUUGAAAUAAAGGUCUGGGCAAUCGCGUGCUUUGCUCCCCAGCGCCAGUGCACUGAAGUUCAUCUGAAGUCCUUUACAGAACAACUGAGGAAGAUUUCCAGGGAUGCUGGAAUGCCAAUCCAGGGGCAGCCGUGCUUCUGUAAAUACGCGCAGGGAGCCGACAGCGUGGAGCCCAUGUUCAGACACCUCAAGAACACUUACACUGGGCUGCAGCUUGUCGUGGUGAUUCUGCCAGGAAAAACACCAGUCUAUGCGGAGGUGAAGCGCGUCGGGGACACCGUGCUGGGAAUGGCCACACAGUGUGUUCAGAUGAAAAACGUCCAGAGAACAACACCACAAACCCUGUCUAACCUUUGCUUAAAAAUAAAUGUCAAAUUAGGAGGCGUAAAUAACAUUCUGCUGCCACAGGGAAGACCCCCAGUAUUCCAGCAGCCUGUCAUAUUCCUUGGUGCAGAUGUAACUCACCCACCAGCUGGAGAUGGGAAAAAGCCUUCCAUUGCUGCAGUUGUGGGAAGCAUGGACGCUCAUCCCAACCGAUACUGUGCCACCGUUCGGGUCCAGCAGCACCGGCAAGAAAUCAUCCAGGAUUUGGCUGCCAUGGUCAGGGAGCUGCUCAUCCAGUUCUACAAAUCAACGAGGUUCAAACCCACUCGGAUCAUCUUCUACAGGGACGGUGUUUCGGAGGGGCAGUUUCAACAGGUGCUGCACCACGAGCUGCUGGCCAUCAGAGAGGCUUGCAUUAAACUAGAGAAGGAUUAUCAGCCUGGAAUCACAUUUAUAGUUGUGCAGAAAAGGCAUCACACCAGACUCUUCUGCACGGAUAAAAACGAACGGGUUGGAAAGAGUGGAAACAUUCCAGCUGGUACCACAGUGGACACAAAAAUCACCCACCCAUCAGAGUUUGACUUUUACCUGUGUAGUCAUGCUGGGAUUCAGGGAACAAGCAGACCCUCUCAUUACCAUGUCCUGUGGGAUGACAAUCGUUUCUCCUCGGAUGAGCUGCAGAUCCUCACCUACCAGCUGUGUCACACGUACGUACGCUGCACCCGCUCCGUGUCCAUCCCCGCACCGGCGUAUUACGCACACCUGGUUGCCUUCAGAGCCAGGUACCAUCUGGUGGAUAAAGAGCAUGACAGUGCUGAAGGAAGCCACACUUCUGGUCAGAGCAAUGGCAGAGACCACCAAGCACUUGCCAAGGCAGUUCAAGUUCACCAGGACACGCUGCGCACGAUGUACUUUGCUUGACAUGUUUUAAUGUUUAGCGACUCCGUACGAGACAGAGUUGGAUUCACACAAGACCAGCUGCACUUAGACCAACCCCAGCUCCAGGGGCAGCCAGCAAUGAGUUACACAUCUUAAUUCCUUUCUUUCCCGUUUUGCAAGGAAGCCUUCCGUCCAGAAUUUCAGACUUGAUUACAAACUGCAUUCUUGUACCAAACCCCACUAUUGUUGGAAAUGUGGUUUGCCAAAAAAUCUCUAAGCUGCUUGGUAUAAAACAGACCCAUUUUAUAAUUAAAUCAAGAGCUGCAAUCUCAGGGCUUAGGGAAGGAAAAAACAAACAAACAAAAAACCAACAACCCAACCCACAAAACUCCUCAUUCAGUUUGCUGUUCAUUGAGUUGCUUUUAAUAAUUUGGAAAGAUCUAAUUCAUACUAAGGUUUGAUGAGCUAAAAUGCUGUGAAUUAGCUUUUAAUGCAAAGCAAAGCAUUUUUUUACUAUUUAUGAAGCCUUGAUUAUUCUAGAUGAAUUUACAAAAUUUUUAUUUUCAAAAUAAGAGAGUGACAAAAUCCUGGUUUUCAACUGUCUUAUAAAGAUUAUUCUCAGAUUAUUCUCUGUGUGUCUAAGGGCAAAUGUAUUUUCUGAAGCUUGUUCUUGAAUGUUUUUUAUUGUGCUGCAUUUGAAAAUGUUUUUCAUAGGCUAAAGAUGAAUUUAAAAAAAAAAAAAGAAUAAACUUGUACCUAAGCUUUUAAUAGCUCCAGUUAGAUUGGCAAAAGAAAAUGUGCCAUUUAAAAAACUUGUAAAGAUUUUUUUAAAAAUCAUACUGACAGCUAACUUUAGGAUUUGUCAUACAGGACUGUGACACUUACUUUCCAAAGUCUAUAAAGAAUACGGGUCUGUGGUGAUAAA